AGGGGAAGCGGCGAUGCAUGGGCAGUGGCUCCUGUGCCGCUGCAGCGCUCCCCGCUCGACUUGAGGGCCGGCUCCGGCGGCACGGCGGGAGCUGCGGUCUCUCGCCUCUCCCGGGGUGUGCGCGGGGGGAAUAACGUGAAGAUUUUUGGGGCGAAAGCGCAGAAAUUAGCGAGGGUCGUUCUCCGGGUAAACCGGGGCACCGGAAGUAGAGAGCGACCGGGCUGUUUUCGAGGGCGCACCACCCGGACCGGAAGUGCUGUGAGGCCGCCCCGGAAGAAAGAUGGCGGCGCCAAGACCGAAAGUCCUCCAAGGCCCUACACAAAGAUGGCGGCCCCGGCCCGGAAGUUCGCCCCUACACAAAGAUGGCGCCGCCAGGACCGGAACUUAGCCCAGGCCACAUUAAAGAUGGCGGCGAGAGGCCCCCUCGCCUCAGAGAGGCGUUUAUCCUGUUGCCUGACCUCCGCCCCGACCCGGACCCCCGCCCCGCGCCCGCAGCUCCGUUUCGCCGCGCCGCUUCCCACUGUGGGGACGGGGCGGGGCGCUUGGCGGCGCCGGGCGCGGGCGGCGGCAGGCACCGGCGCGGGCAGCCCCCUCUCGGCGCCGCGGCGCACGCGCGAGGAUCCCAGGCAGUCGCGGCGCGCCGUCCGCCCGCUCCGUUCCGCUCCGCUCCGCUCCCGCCGUGCCCCGGAGAUGCUGUCGGGGCUGCGCCGCCGCCUCCUCCCCCCCGGAAGCGACCCACGGCGGCAGAUCCGACGUCGGGCUCUGCAGGAGAUCGUCGCCGGGGCUCCCUCUUUCCCUUCGGUCGCCGUGUGUGUGCCGGACGCCUCUGGCAGGACUAACCCUGUGGCUUUUAUGUCCAAUGUGCUCUGUGCCUGCAGGUGCUGGGACAAGGAGGACUCGUGCGGGCACCUCCAGAGACAGCGGGAACGGGAGCGUGCUGCGGAGAAGGAAAGUUCCAGGUGGAAGUGGGCUGGGACAAGGGAAUUGGCUCCCACGAGGCCGAGGAUCAGAGCGGGCUCUGCACAGGGGAUGACUUCCGACUUCCACUUCUGAACGGGGAAGGGCACCUUCAUCCCCACCCCUGGCAUGGGGACGGAGUAACAUCUGCCUGCAGCUGGCUGGAGUUCCCGUUGGCUCUGGGCUUUCUGCCCACGGGCCGGGGAUCAUGGCCAGAGUCCUUCAAACCUGGGGAACAGUGGCCUUCACAGCAUCCCUGCAGCCUGUCCAGGGCAGGCUGCUGCCCAUCGGCCCCUGAUCACAGGUAGAUGUAGAACUGAUGGUAUUUAGGGAAUGCUGAUUGUAUUUCCCUGACUUUAGCAACGUGGUCAUUAAAAAGAGAAAAAUAACAAGUCUAUGGAAA
Pseudopipra pipra is the source of this 1360-nucleotide messenger RNA. RefSeq lists its product as uncharacterized. The record is from RefSeq and is a predicted model, not a curated record. NCBI's taxonomy places the organism in Eukaryota, Metazoa, Chordata, Aves, Passeriformes, Pipridae. Bases 325 to 1053 code for a protein of 242 amino acids. The transcript has 4 exons.